AUGACGGAGAUCACUUUGGACUUCCUACGGGAACUGCUGAGAGAGGAGUAUCCUGAUGUCACAAUACAGGAGUUUGAUGGCGCGCCCGGCUCUAAGCGCGGUGACAACUACACUUCAAUGCUUUACCGAAUAUCUCUGACCGGCACCAGGAAACAUGUCGAACCCGACGGGUCUUCCGAAAGAGAAGAACCAUGGGAAGGUUCCAUCAUCUACAAAUGUCUACCAGAAAACAUGACCAGACGGGAGACAUUCAAAUCGGAUGAAUUAUUUUGCAACGAAGUGGCAUUUUACAACAAAAUCUGGCCGGCUCUAUCCAAAUUCCAAUCUUUGUGGCCUAAAGUUAAAGUACCAUUCAAAUCCUUGCCGAAAUGCUACUUGGCGAGGAAUGAUCUGGUGAUACUGAAGGAUCUGAAGCAGUAUGGGUUCGUGAUGCCUGAUAGGAGGCAGGGUUUGAGUGUGGAGCAGUGUUACUUCGUGUUGAAACAUCUGUCGCAUUUUCACGCGCUGUCGCUCGCAAUGAAAUGUCACAAUCCACAGGGUUUCUAUGAGUUGCUCAAUGAUAAGGAUGGAGUUUCUGAAGUAUUCUUCCUACCAGAAAACGAGGAUUACUUCAAGAACUACUACGCACAAGCUGGUAGAAACGCGAUAGCAAUGGUCGAAGAUGAACUGGCGGACAAUGAAGACAAAGAAAUGUAUUUGGAGAAGUUCAGACAGUUUUGCAGUGAAGACACAUUCUUCCAAUCGAUGAUGGAACUGGUGACUCCCAAGGAGCCGCUGGCGGUGAUAUGCCAUGGGGAUUGCUGGACCAAUAAUUUCCUGUUCAGAUAUUCAGAUGGUGAUAUUGCUGAAAUGUACAUGGUAGACUUCCAACUGGUCCGCUACGCAUCCCCCACCCUGGACCUGGCCUACCUGAUGUACCUCUGUCUGGACCGGCAGCAGAGGUCAGACCACCUGACCUCGUUGUUCGAGUACUAUGUCGAUGAGCUGCACUCUAGAUUGGUGGAAAUGAGCGAUGACGAUUCCGUGUUUCAUAGCAGUUUGAAUAGAGAUACUUUGUUUGACACCUUACAAGAAGAAUUUAAACGUAGCGGCCGAUUCGGUCUUGGGAUGGCGCUAGACAUGUAUCCUAUCAUGAGCUGUGACAGUGACGAAGCACCCAAUGUUUAUGAAAGUGAGGCCGAAACAGAUGACUGUAUCAAACCUGUGUGGACAUCAAACGCCACGUGUGGGAGGAAGAUGACCGAAUUAGUGCAAGAAGUAGUCGAUGCUGGAUUGUUAUAA
This is a messenger RNA of Amyelois transitella, 1281 nucleotides long. RefSeq lists its product as uncharacterized. The transcript is spliced from 6 exons. The record is from RefSeq and is a predicted model, not a curated record. The coding region runs from base 1 to 1281 and encodes 426 amino acids. NCBI's taxonomy places the organism in Eukaryota, Metazoa, Arthropoda, Insecta, Lepidoptera, Pyralidae.